Molecule: messenger RNA, 1175 nt
Organism: Theobroma cacao (cacao)
Lineage: Eukaryota; Viridiplantae; Streptophyta; Magnoliopsida; Malvales; Malvaceae
Product: Peptidase S24/S26A/S26B/S26C family protein
Cellular component (GO): mitochondrial inner membrane peptidase complex; membrane
Molecular function (GO): serine-type endopeptidase activity
Source: RefSeq, a predicted model, not a curated record
CUCCUUCCCCGGCGGUUGAUUCGAACGUCUUGCUUUUAAGUUUCAUAAAACAAAAACGCAAAAAGAAAAAGAAAAAUGAGACAAUGGAGAAGCCUAGCAAAAGAAGCCAUGGAUCGAGCCUUUAUCGUCGUCAAAUUCCUCUGCUUCCUUCACGUCACCGACUCCUACCUCCUCUCCCCUACCCAUGUGCUGGGUCCUAGCAUGCUGCCAACGUUAAACCUAACCGGCGACGUCGUACUAGCCGAACACUUGUCUCACCGGGUGGGCAAAUUGGGUCCAGGUGACGUGGUCCUGGUUCGGUCGCCGUUCGACCCUAAAAAGACCUUGACUAAGCGCAUUGUAGCCAUGGAAGGUGAUAAAGUUGCCUUCUCAUUGGACCCCACUCGAAGCCAUAGCUCUCGGUCUCUCGUGGUUCCAAAGGGACAUGUUUGGAUUCAAGGGGAUAACUUGUAUGCUUCUAAUGAUUCACGACAUUUUGGGCCUGUUCCUUACGGUCUUAUUAAAGGGAAAGUGUUGCUGAGGGUAUGGCCACCAAACAGCAUUGGAUCAUUGGGUCAAUGAGAGUAUACAUUCAAGGCACUUUCGUUAUGGAAUUUUCCUUUACGUUGUUUGACAGCGAUAUUGCUUCAUGUGUUUGUUGGACUCUCUCCUCUCACCUUGUGUUGGGUUUUACUGGUGAAUUUUUGGAUUACAUGGUACGGGAAUUUGCUGAUAAUAGGUUGUUCAAUGGGGUCAAAGUUACUAACUCUUUGAAAAAAAAGAAGAGAAGAAAGGACAAUAAAAAGGGGUGAAGAAGGGCGACAUAGGAAACUGAUUAGGAUGGUUGUGCUGCCUGCAAGUUCAAGUCAAUGCCAAACUGUCACAUUUCAUUUUGGUCCAAGCUUCAAGGUCGAAGAUGGAUCGUUUCUCUGUUUUAGGAGUUCUGGAGUUCAAUCCCAAUUUAUCUGAUUUCCUCAUGGGACCUUUGUGUGUGGAUAUCUAUUUUCUCAGAAAGUAACACCUAGGCUAAUGUAUCUUUCCAAAUGCUUUGCAUUGCACACCCCCAACACAUGCAUAUAUUUCCAUGGAAUGAACAUGGCAUUGUGAUUUUCUUCCUUUGCUCAUUGUAGGCCUCAUUAGUCGCCAAUUUGCCAUUGUAUUGGUCUAAUAAGUAAGAAAUCUGAUUUGCUGUGGCA